Limanda limanda (common dab) is the source of this 3137-nucleotide messenger RNA. It is a transcript of the gene clptm1, whose product is annotated as CLPTM1 regulator of GABA type A receptor forward trafficking. Gene Ontology annotation, cellular component: endomembrane system; membrane. The record is from RefSeq and is a predicted model, not a curated record. Bases 23 to 2110 code for a protein of 695 amino acids. Lineage: Eukaryota; Metazoa; Chordata; Actinopteri; Pleuronectiformes; Pleuronectidae. The transcript is spliced from 14 exons.
GAGAUAGAGACGAGGGGGAAAGAUGGCGACGCAGGAGAGCGACGCGGCGAAAGACACCGCGAGCAACGGCGAGGUGAGCAGCAAUGGAACUGUUGCAGCAACAGAUGACCAGACUGUGCAGACGGCUGCAGAUGCACAGGACCCUCAGCAGCCGCCAGCGCAGCCAGCACCAAAUGCCUGGCAGGUCAUCAAAGGAGUCCUCUUCAGAAUCUUCAUAAUAUGGGCGAUCAGUAGUUGGUUCCGUCGAGGACCGUCCACGCCUGACCCCAGCACGCCAGCUGGGGCACCCAGAGUACCCAGCAGGAACCUCUUCCCCAAGGACACCCUCAUGGACCUGUAUGUUUAUGUGUCCCAGGACGAGGUGUUCUCUGACUUCAACAACACAGAAUCCCUGUUCUGGUUCCACAGGGACCUGGUCUAUGGAGACUGGAACAUGGGAGAGGAAGGGGACGGCUGCUACGAGCGCUAUGAGGAGAUUGACAUCCCAGAGGCAGUUCAGAAAAACGGUUCCCUUUUCAUGCACGUCUACUUCACUAAAAGUGGAUUCCACCCAGACCCUAAACGCAAGGCACAGUAUCGCAGACUGGCAACAGUUCAUUCAACAAGAAUGCUGAAUAAAUUCAAACGAAGGAAGUUUAUGAAGACCAAGAAUUUGCUAACAGGAGAAACAGAAGCAGAUCCUGAAGUCAUCAAGCGAGCAGAGAGCCACGGUCCAGUGGAGAUUAUUUCUCAUUGGCAUCCCAACCUCACCAUCAACAUAGUAGAUGACCACACAGCCUGGGUCAAAGGCUCUGUUCCACCUCCUCUAGACCAACAUGUGAAGUUUGAUGCAGUCAGUGGCGACUACUACCCCAUCGUGUACUUCAACGACUACUGGAACCUGCAGAAAGAUUACUACUCCAUCAACGAGACCCUGACAAAGCUGCCGCUGCGUCUCAACUACUGCCCACUGUCCUUGUGGCGCUGGCAGCUGUAUGCUGCCCAGAACGCUCGCUCACCAUGGAACUUCCUGCCUGAGGACACUAUUGAGCAGUCUGAUGAAGACCAGGACUCUGUGAAGGUGGCCCUUUUGGAAACCAACCCAUACCUGCUUGGAAUCACCAUUGUUGUCUCCAUUGUGCACAGCAUCUUUGAGUUUCUUGCCUUCAAGAACGAUAUCCAGUUCUGGAACAGCAGACAGUCUCUUGAAGGUCUGUCUGUCCGGUCCAUCAUAUUUGGAGUGUUUCAGUCCCUGGUAGUGCUGCUGUACAUACUCGACAACGAAACCAACUUCGUGGUGCAGGUCAGCGUCUUCAUCGGUCUUCUCAUUGACUUCUGGAAAAUCACCAAGGUCAUGGACGUCAAACUGGACAGAGAGAAUAAAAUCUUUGGGUUAAUCCCAAGAAUUGCAUUCAAUGACAAGUCAACAUACGUGAAGUCUUCAACCAAAAUCUAUGACGACAUGGCCUUCAAGUACCUCUCAUGGCUGCUCUACCCUCUGUUCGGCUGCUAUGCUGUCUACAGUUUAUUGUACGUAGAGCACAAAGGCUGGUACUCGUGGGUGCUCAGCAUGCUGUAUGGCUUCUUGUUAACCUUUGGUUUCAUUACAAUGACGCCGCAGCUAUUCAUCAACUACAAAAUGAAGUCUGUGGCCCACCUCCCAUGGAGGAUGCUCACCUACAAGGCUCUGAAUACCUUUAUUGAUGACCUGUUUGCCUUCGUCAUCAAGAUGCCCAUGAUGUACAGGAUUGGAUGCCUCAGAGAUGAUGUGGUAUUCUUCGUCUACCUUUACCAGCGCUGGAUCUACCGGGUUGAUCCCAACAGGUUCAACGAGUUUGGCACCAGCGGAGUAGACCACGACCCAAACAAGACACCGACAGUAGACGGUGCUCCCGCAGUAGAAGGUGCUCCCGCAGUAGAAGGUGCUCCUGCAGCAGAUGAUCCUGCAGCAGACGAUGCUCCCGUGGUAGAAGGUGCUUCUGAAGCAGGUGAUCCCACAGCAGACGAUGCUCCCGCAGUAGAGGAUUCUGCCGCAGAGGAUGAUCCUGAAGAAGACGAUCCUGCAGAAGACGAUGCUCCCGCAGCGGCCACCCUCACAGACAAACCGAAGGGGGAGAAGAAGAACGAUUAAGCAAGACCACGCCCUCACUGCCGGGGCGAAGAGGACUUGUGAAAACAAGGCAGGGAAGGGAGUUGUCGUUUAGCUGUCAUGGACACCGCUCCAAAAAAAGAUGCAGUUCAUCUGUUCCCUCUGAUUUCUGUGUGGAUCCACAGAGAAUCAUUCAGUGUAGACUUGGUAAAUUCUUAUUUCUGUUUCCCGCUCCAUCCCUGCCCUCUCGUUUUGCGGUUCAAGUGAAGUAAAACAAAAUGUGUUGUACUGUAUUCUGUUUGAUUUCUCAGAGGGUAACAGUGUCUUGGAGUAGAGGUUGGGAGGGGACCGGGUCGCAGUUAUGCUAUACCUUUCUUAUUUUAUACAGGGAAGAAAUAGGCCAAGUGCAACUUUUGUUAUUUGUGUCGAUUCCUUGUGAAUUUUUAUUUUCAUUCCAUGUGAGCACCGUGUUUCCAAAGCCUGGAAACCGGUGAGUAGUGCUGGAGGAAAACUUGAAAGGUCCUGAGCCACGAUGGAGGAUGAAGAGGGGAGGGGACUGGAGGCGAGAUGGACGACCCUAUAGGACACUACCCACAAGACAGUGACUGCUACCCUCAAUUUUAAACAAAUGGUUAAUGUUCUUAACUUGAACACAAAAAAUAACAGCCUUGUUGGUAUUAAUAUAAAUAUAUUAAUAUUGUCAAUGACUUAAUUUGUUUUUCGGUCACUGAAACAUUUUUUUUUUGUAUGUCCUCAAACUGUACAGAAUUUCAGCUUGUCAUGUUAAUAAUACAGAUGUCAAAACUGUCUAGCAAUACCUAAUUUGCAAGUUAAAUUUUUAAUUUCCCCCCCUUGACUGGAUGCCUGAUUUUCACAUGUUUCAAGCUCUGAGCCAAAUCACCUGGACAGACCGGGUGGGGACUGUCAGGUGUGUGUGUGCUGGAACAGUUACAGUGUCUCUUGUUGUUGAGUUCUGUAAAAUCCUGAAACAAAGAGGGUUCGAUGUUGGUUCAUAUUAAAUUUUGAGCAUUCAUGUUUAUAGUAAAACUUAAGUGUGAUUUAAAAUGUC